Messenger RNA from Pomacea canaliculata, 1692 nucleotides. Its product is annotated as sulfotransferase 1A2-like. Gene Ontology annotation, molecular function: sulfotransferase activity. Gene Ontology annotation, cellular component: cytoplasm. The record is from RefSeq and is a predicted model, not a curated record. Lineage: Eukaryota; Metazoa; Mollusca; Gastropoda; Architaenioglossa; Ampullariidae. The transcript is spliced from 7 exons. Bases 350 to 1267 code for a protein of 305 amino acids. Gene Ontology annotation, biological process: sulfation.
UGGAGUCGUUAUCUUGUGUGUCAGCCGGCAGCCAUGUGUCUGUCAACGUGUGGCUUCACUGUGCAUAAUCUUGCUACUCGCCGUGUGUGGAGGACACGUGCCAGGAGGAGAGAACAAUAAACAAAAGCCAAGAGACAAAGAUUGUUUUACUGCGGGGUCUGAGAGCUUGAGGACCUCACUGUGUCAGCAGUCCUCUGACCGGCAGGCUUGUUCUGCACUAUACACUCACAGGUCAAAGGUCAAAGUACAAGUCGUGCCAUCACCCAUCAAACCUCUCUGUACAGACUUGCAUAAAGUAUUGUUGUGUUCAAGUGGUGCUACAGGUAGACGAUUGUGCAAGCUGACAAGAAUGGCCGUGCCCCCGGGGCUGAUAGUAAGGAAAGACAAGUUCGGCAACGACAUCUGGCUGGGAGAUGGAGGAGAGGUGAUCUUCGCCCCGGUGGACUGCAUCCCUGAUUAUCGAAAGCAUCUUCAGCACAUCCGGGACAUGCAACUGCGUGCUGACGAUGUCUUGAUCGUUGGCUACCCUAAAUCAGGCAACAACUGGCUGCACCACAUGGUUUCCAUGCUGAUAGAGGGCACCACGCAUCUGCCUCCUCUGUUCGGAGAUAGUAACUUCCCUUUUCUGGACAUUUGCGGCGCAGGAAGGGAGUUAGCUGCGCCUGACAAAGGGCGAGCACUGAUGAGCCACCUCGCCUUCCGGUACCUGCCGAGGGACGUGGAGGACAAGCGAGUGAAAAUCAUCUACCUUGUGAGAAACCCCAAGGAUGCCAUGGUGUCUCUGUACCACCACGUAGGAAGCACUCUUCCCCCAAUUCGCUAUGAAGGAUCGUGGGAUCAGUUCUUGACCACUGUGCUGGAACAAGGAUACUGGUACGGAAGCAUUUUUGAGCACAGGAAGGAGUGGCAGAGAACAAUAGAGGAGCAUCCUGACCAUCCUAUUUUUCUUGUUCACUACGAAAAUUUGAAAAAGGAUACCGUCAAGCAGCUGAAGGAACUGGAUACGUUUCUGGGAACCAAUCGCAGCACGGAGUUCUGCCAGGCAGUGGCAGCUACCUGCAUCCUCAGCAACAUGGAGAACACUCGAGUGCUCCACAACGACGUCAUCAGCCGCAACACCUUCUGCUGGAAUGAAAACAGGAAGUUUUACAGAAAAGGUGAAGUUGGUGACUGGAAAAACUAUUUCACCGUGGCACAGAACGAGAAGUUUGAUGAAGUGUGUGGCAAGAAACUGGCCGACUGUGGACAACUCUUCAUCUUUGAAUAACAGAACACAUGGAAGACAACACAUCAAUAGUUUACUGGCUUUUACGAGUCGGACAUCGAACUACUCACCUUAAAGUUACCACCUGUAGCUCGGACGGUGAGCUUUGGUGUUUACAGUUCACAGUUGUCCCUCCUGCUGGAGCCAAGACUGUGAGGCAGACACCUGCCAUUGCGAGACAGAGAUUUAUAUGUCUACAGUAUACUUUAUCAUCUCAGUCAGGACUGUAACAAUGUUCACUACAAUCCAUGUCAAUUAAUUGUUAGUCAAAGUUGAUGCUUGCAGUCUUUGUAUCUAUGUUCAUUUGGUAUACUUAUAUUUAUUCAGUGGUUAUUAUCUGUAACAUUAGUAAAUGAUGAUUACGUCAUUGUCUGAGUGCGCAUGUCAACAUCCGGUUUUCUUUAUUUCGUGAGAGAGAGAGAUAGCAA